ACUUGAAUCUGCGAAUGUACUUCUCAAUAUGGAUAUUCGUGCUUGUGCAAUUCACACGUACGCAAUAUACUUACGGCGAGGAAACAAUCCUGGAUUCCCCGCACGGGCCAUGCGAGGGCUACAAACAGGGAGAGGACGAUCUUCAAACAUUCGACUUUAUCAGCAAGCUGAAACUGGAUCUUCUGAAGACACAUUACACUGGCGUGACGCGAGUCAGAGGUAGCAAUCGCAUGCAAAUAGCCUACAGAUUGGAAAGAGACACUGAUGUCACCUUGCCAACAAAAAAUAUACUUCCAAACGGAUUGCCAGAGGAAUUCAGCGCGGCCUGCACAUUCAGAGCCAGAAAACCGCCAAAGUAUACUUGGCACAUUAUCAGAAUCGUCGACAUGGAAAACGAGCCCCAGUUUUUAAUCGCAAUGAACCCAAAAAGUCAGACUCUGGAUUUAUCCAUGAAGAGUCAGACUGGGGAACUGCAGACGGUGUCGUUCUCAGCCGAACGUAUGUUCGACAAGAAUUGGCACAAAAUUAAUAUCGGAGCCUUCAAGGAUAAGCUGGUGAUAUAUCUCGAUUGCGAGUACAUUGGCACGCAAGACGUGAAACUACGAGGGCCGAUCAAAGUGGAUGGUGAGAUCUCGAUAUCGAAGAUGUCGCACAGCAAGCUUACUACACCGAUCGAUAUACAGUGGAUGGUCUUAAACUGCGAUCCUACGAGACCGGAGAGAGAGACCUGUGAGGAAUUGCCGAAGAGCCUUAGCAACCCUUUAUUACCUCCGAGGAAACUUGGUUGUGAAAUUAUCUGUCCACGGGGGCCUCCUGGAAUUAAUGGCACUAAUGGUUUACCUGGCCUAGUCGGGUUAUCUGGGCCACCUGGAACAAUGGGAGAAACAGGCCUACCUGGACGACCAGGGCUGCGUGGGCCACCUGGUGAACAAGGAAAAAUAGGUCCUCAAGGAUUCACUGGAGCGCGGGGAUUUCCCGGUAAUCCGGGUCCUAAAGGGUCUAUUGGGCCAAUAGGACCAGUGGGCCCCAAAGGAGAACGCGGUGAAAGAGGUGACAUGGGGUUUCCAGGAUUAAAGGGAGAUCAAGGUCUUCCGGGACCACGGGGAUAUCCAGGGCUCCCAGGUAGACCAGGAAAUAUCAGUGACUAUCAUGACGUUUUACCACGAUUCAUAGGGCCACCGGGUCCCCAAGGAUAUCCGGGUCAGAAGGGUUCUAAUGGUGAUCGAGGAGAACGCGGGGAUAAAGGCGAGCAAGGUCAAAAAGGUGAACCUGGAGAGAGGGGUUAUCCAGGACAAGACGGGUUACCAGGUUUAGAAGGAAAACCAGCUCUUCCUGGCUUACCUGGUCCUAAAGGAGAAAUAGGAUUUCCGGGUGUACCAGGUCCUCAGGGAUUACCAGGUUCACAAGGUCAAAUCGGUGCACCUGGAUUACCCGGAAUUGAAGGUCCAAAAGGAGAACCUGGAGAACCUGGUCGUGAUGGUUUACCAGGUUCAAUAGUUGGUUCCGUAAUACCAGGGCCACCUGGCCCUGAAGGUUCUCCCGGUCCACCUGGAGAAGAUGGUUUACCCGGAAUAAAAGGAGAACCUGGUCUUAUUGGUCCAGCAGGUCUUCCGGGACUACAAGGAAAAAAUGGUUCUCCAGGUCCUCCUGGUUCUCCAGGGUUACAAGGUUUACCUGGUUUGCCUGGAGAACCGGGUACUCCAGGUCCUCGUGGAAUAGAAGGACCGGCUGGAAAACCAGGACUAACAGGAUUUGAUGGACGACCCGGAGAAAAAGGUGACAAGGGUCAACAAGGAGAACAAGGACCUCUUUUUUCCCUAUCAUUAAAUAAAAUAAAUGGUGCGCCUGGCUUAUCUGGAGCCGCCGGAAUUCCUGGAUUAGAAGGACGACCAGGUCCAGCAGGUCCUCCAGGUCCUUCUGGGCCAGCAGGACCACCUGGAACAGUUGCAGAUAUGUUAAGCACAAAUAGUGUUUUGGAAACUAUCGGUAGUCCAGGUGUUAGUGGACCUAGAGGUUUACCAGGUAUACCAGGUUUACCAGGUGAGAGAGGACCUUCGGGAGAACGAGGUCCAGAAGGUCAAAUAGGACUCCCUGGUAUGCCAGGGAAAGAUGGUGCUCCAGGACUUCAAGGACCACCAGGAAUUAGAGGACAAACAGGAAUGCCAGGAGUUCAAGGACCACCAGGCCGAAGUAUCACUGAUACAGAAAUUCGAGAUAUAUGCGCCAGUGUACUACGAGAGCAGAUGACUGAGAUGGCAGCACAGAUGCAAGGUCCACCUGGUCCACCUGGUCGAGGCCGUCCAGGUCGUCCUGGAUCACCUGGUCCACAAGGUCGUCCAGAGAGGCUGAAAGAACUAACAGAAGGUCUACGAGGGCCACCCGGGUUGCCGGGACUGACCCGACAGGGCCGUCCCGGUCGAACCGGAACCCAGGGCAUCCCAGGUGAUCCAGGUCCACCCGGUUUACCUGGAGAACGUGGUUUUGUUGGAUUACCAGGCCCACAAGGCCCCAUAGGUCCUCAAGGUCCAUCAGGUGAACGAGGCGAGAAAGGUGACAGAGGUACUGAAGGCGUUGGUGUAGAAGGUCCAAUGGGUCCAAGAGGAUUGCCUGGCCCGCCUGGCAAUAAUGGCGUUGGAUUGCCUGGAAGGCAAGGAGAACGGGGGGAACCGGGCAGACCAGGUGUUCCUGGGAUGAGGGGGCCACCUGGAGUACAAGGGUUGCCCGGAUUUUGCGAACUAUGCAAUUAUCCGAGCGCCAGUUACUUACAAUAUACACGUGGCAAUGAAAAAGGGCCGUAA
Eufriesea mexicana is the source of this 2798-nucleotide messenger RNA. Its product is annotated as collagen alpha-2(IX) chain. The transcript has 20 exons. Bases 15 to 2798 code for a protein of 927 amino acids. NCBI's taxonomy places the organism in Eukaryota, Metazoa, Arthropoda, Insecta, Hymenoptera, Apidae. The record is from RefSeq and is a predicted model, not a curated record.